CAAGUAGUAUCGAUGGAUUCAUAGCCACAAUAUGUUUUUCUUUUUCCCAAAACCUUAGUUUGAAUCGUUUGUAUCUAUUUUCGUUUUUGUUAAUUUAACAUGUCUUUGUCUAUGUUCUUGUUUUAUGUAUGUAUUUGAUCAAUUUUUUAUGAACAAAAACCCUAAUUUUGUAGUUUUCCUUAUUAUGAUGAUCUCUUGUUAACGAUUCCGACGUUCUAUGAGGAUAUCGAGGCAUAUUAUCUGAUCGGAAGGAAACUCUGGGGUUUUUUUUCUUGUUAAUUUUGUUUUUAUUUUUUUAAAUUUUUUUUAGUUAUGGCAUUGUGAUGAUAUUUGUUGAACCUUUCCAUAUGAUAAUUCAUAUGAUUAAAAUAUCCUCCUACUCAUUCUGAAUGCCAUUUUUUUUUCAUAUUAAUUUAUAGUUUUAGUUAAAAUAGUUCAGUUUAAUUUUAUCUUUAUGUUGUUUUUGCAUAAAUUAAUGGAUGAAUGUUUGAUUGAUUGAUUGAUAAAAUUGUCUGCUUUAGUUGCUUUGCUUCUUAUUGUGUAUUGGGGGCUGGUGCUGUUUUUUUUAUCCAGGAUUGGUGUGCUGAUCUUUUUUCUUGAUUGUUUUUCUGAUAAUGAUAAUAUAUUUUCUCAACACAGUGGUGUAAUGUUUGUGGCAUGAUUUAAAUAUUAGUCAUAUAUGUAUAUAUUGAUUAAAUUUUGUUGGUUGACUUAAUUGUAUUUUUGUUGUUAUUUUCAUCAUUGUGUAGGAGUAGGACUGUUCUUCUAAAGUUUACAUUGACUUUAACUUAAGUGUAAACCUGAAACUGGUGAGGUUGUUGGUUUUUUUGAAAGUAUUCAGCUAUCUGAGGGUGCUAAAGCGCUUAUUGAUGUAAAGAUUCAUGGUGUUUGGUAUGCUCAGCUAGAGUAAUAGACCAUUUUGUUGCGUUGUUGCUAAUGGUUUAGACUUUGUUAGCAAAAUCUGGUGAUAUCAAUUGGUUAAGAGCAUUGGUAUUGGUAUCAUCUGUGUAUGUUAUAAUGACUUUGAUUCAAUGAUGUUACUAAUAGAUACUAUAAUACCUCUAUAUUUUAUAGUGCAACGGUGACUCCUCUCUUAGUUAUGCCAGGAUGUGAACCCCUGUUUAGAGAAGUUACCAUAGUGAUUGGGAAUAGUCAGUCGUUAAGUGGUGUGAUAGCAGUUUUGUAGUGUUUUUAAGCCGCCAUUGUCUUUUGUUUGGAAAUUAUUUCAUUAUGUUGGUGUUAUUGAUCCUCUUUGUACCCCCGUUGGGUGUUCUAAUUUAUCAAAAUUAGGUGAUAAUGUCCAUUGUUUUGCCAAGUAAAUUGAAACAACAUAUAAUCCUAAAUUAUGGCAUAUAACCUACUACGGAUAGACAAGUAAAUUGAAACAGAAAGGAUUACUACUUUUUUUUUGACAGCAGAAAGGGUUACUACUUGUUAGGGCUAUAUAGUUCUAAUAAAGAAGCUCGAUUUGGUAUUUAAAAUGUGAGACUGUUUUUUGAAUUGUCGAGACUUUUGAAUUGUCUUAACAAAAAGUUCAGUCUUUUGAAUUGACAAUCCACAUAAAUUCGAGAGAUGGCCAUUCGAAAUUUACUUAGUUUGAGUAAUACGCCAUAAAAUAUCUAUUUAAGAGUGCAAGUGGUUGAAGGAUGUUUGUGAGUUGGUGAGGGGGAUUAGAUUGAAGGGGCGGUGAGAAAGAUUAUCGAUAAUGGUAAAUGCACUCGAUUUUGGAUUGAUAAAUGAAUUGACGAUUUGCUGCUUUGUGAAGUUUUUUCGAUACUUUUUUUCAGUUACUCUUAAAUCAGAAUGUCUUGUUUCGAAAAUGGGGAGUUUAAUGAGUAGUGGGUUUGGAAGUUUUUUUGGCGGAGAGCCUUUUUUGUGUAGAAAGAGGAAUUUAGAGAUAAUUUGAUGAAUCUACUUCGAUCUCUAAAGUUGGGAAUGGUGGAAGUUGGGUAGCCUUUUACAAUUGAUGUGGGUGGUUCUUUUUCGGUAAAACCGUCAUAUUCUUUCUUUUUAAGGUUGAGCACUCUUCCCUCAGAGUGGGAGGGGAUAAGAGAAAAUGGUUGGCUAGAUUGUGGAGGAGUUAUGCACCAUCCAAGGUAACAUUUUCUUGGCAAUUUCUUCGGGUUCGCCUACUGACUAUGCGGAAUUUGAUUGUACAAGUGAUUUUUGGGGAGAAUUUAGAUCAAGUGUAUGGUUGGUGUCAGAAAGAGUUCAAAACUAAGAUCAUCAUUUUGCUAAAUGCACUUUUUUUGUGUCCAUUUGGUAUCAUAUUUUUUAUUGGUUCAAUGUGAUUUUUAUUUUCUUGGAGGAUUUGUUAGUGCUUCUCCAAAGUUUUUGCUCACUUAAUAAAACAAAAAAAAAAGGGUGGGAAAGAGUUUUUGCUUUUUUGGCACGCAAUUCUUCUAUAGACGAUAUGGAAGAUGAAAUGAUACAAUUUUUGUCCCUAAGCAAACUUCGGUGUUGGAAGUGAUGGACUUCAUUAAGUGUCAGUGUCUUUCUUGGAAGUGACUCUUAGCAAAGAAGAUGAACACUCAUUGUACGUUUUAUGAGUGGUGCUCGAAUUCGACGAAUUCUAUACUUUUUUUUUUUUGGCGAAAUAAAUUGUAUACUUAAAUAAUUUUAGUUUUGUGAUAGGGUGAUCAGAGUAUUGCCUAUACUUUAAUUUCAUCCGUCACAUUUAUAAACAAAUUUCACAUUUCUAUAUUUAUUGCAUUACUAAUGUAUAUGUAAUUUGCUUAUAAAAUAUCACGGAUGAAGUAUCAUUUUUAAUAAUCUCCGUGAGCUUAACUUAGUUGGUAAAGACAUCGUAUUAUAUGUGCAUGCAGAAGUCCGAGUUUGAACCCUUGACACUUCACUUAUUCACCUUUAACGUGAAUUUUCUAAUAUUUUUAAUAGGAAAAGAUAUAGUGUCACUUGUAAUCUAUUUCAUUUAUUUUUUAUUAAUGAAAUAUUUUGCCAUUAUGAAAAAAAAUCCGAAUAGAAUCCGUGUAAGUGUUUGUUAGCCACCGCACCGACGGAACAGAUUCUUUGAUCCCUGCCUCUGUCACUGUAUGUACCUUUCAUAUUCCUCUCCUAUACUAGUAGUUAUUAUAGUAUAAACUUAUUUUUAUGAUUUUGUUUCCUAUUCCUUCACCUUUCACUUUCCAUUCUUUAUAUCCUUCAUUCAUUCAUACCAUUUAAUUAUUCUCCUUUUGUUUUUUCCUUCUCUUUUCCCCCACAAUUAUUUCCCCUUUCCAUUCAUUCAUUCAUUUUCAUUGAUACUACUACAAGAAACACAAAAAAAAAAAAAAAAAAACCGGCCAUGUUCGACAACAUAAUAAUAGUAAUAAUAAUAAUAACAUAGUAAGUAAUAAAAGGAUAAAAUCAAAUCAAAACAGAACAUAUUAUUAUGUUAUGGUAUUAUGAUGGAUGAAUUGCCAGGAGCGUUUGGUACUAGCGCCAGCUUAACUCUUCGUUUGGGUCAAACUGUUUUCUCAUCUGCUUCUCUUUGCUUUAUCUGCUUGGAUGUUGGUUUCUAUUCCUACACUUCUUUCUCGUUUUUGGUAACAGUGAUGGGUUUGGCAAUUCCAUGGAGCAUAACAUUGUUCAUGGUAGACGCUUACUCUGUCUUCAUACGUUGUAUGCCGGUCCAAAAAAGACUUAUAAUGAUAAUCCUUUUGGGAGACAUGGUUAUGUCAUAUCUAUCAUUAGCUGCAGCAUGUUCAGCAGCAAGUGUAACAGAUAUUCUACAUCAAGCUGGUGAAUCACACUGUCCUGCAAAGUCAUGUGGUAGAUAUCAAUUGUCUGCUGCUAUGGCAUUCUUGUCUUGGUUUCUUUCAUCAGCUUCAUGGCUUUUUAAUUUUUGGCUUUUACCUUCUCUGUAAAAAUAUUGUCUUGCUCCUUUGUUCAUACAUAUACAUGAAUGAUAAGGGUGCAAAUGACAAAGUCAUUUCCUCUUAGGCAUACAUUUUUUGAGGAAUAGAAAUACGUUACCAUUACUGCUCAAAAGGACGUCUCUAUAGAGGAUAUCGUCAAUAGAGUGAAAAUUCAUACUUGAUGGUGUUAAGACAAAAUUUAAGAUUUUUGAUUCUGAAUUUAA
This is a messenger RNA of Trifolium pratense (red clover), 4078 nucleotides long. RefSeq names its product CASP-like protein ARALYDRAFT_485429. Lineage: Eukaryota; Viridiplantae; Streptophyta; Magnoliopsida; Fabales; Fabaceae. The transcript is spliced from 3 exons. Gene Ontology annotation, cellular component: membrane. The record is from RefSeq and is a predicted model, not a curated record. The coding region runs from base 3402 to 3863 and encodes 153 amino acids.